AAAUUACCCUUUUGCACCAUUUGGUGCUUGAUGAAUUUUUUUUCUGUGUCUGCCUUCUAGGCACCUGGAGAUCUUGUUCCAUGCUGUAUUUUCAAUUGGAAAUUGUGUUCUGGAGUUCAUGUUGCUUAGUAUGAAAGACAGAGUGAGCCAAAGGCAUUUCUUAAUCUUCCUUUGCCAUUGAUUCCAUUUUCUUCACUGCAAGAUUUGGGGGGGGGGGGGGGGGGCUACUCAUUACAGUUUUUCUGAUACCUCUUUAUUUUAAAUUUCAUUGAUAGCUCUCUGCUCAGAAAUAAAUAGGAAUCCAGAUGGUACAGUGUUUUCCCCAGCUUUCAGGCACAGUGCUAGAGGGUUACAGAGCAGAAUCUGAUCAUCUCCUGGGAGUGGGAGACUGAUGAUAUCUACAGAAUGAUCUUUAAAGAGAAGACUAAAGUAGGCUGAUAAGCUAUAGGUUUAGUCUUUGAUUCAAAGACUACUGGGCUUUGGAUUCAAUAUCAGCACAAACUAACUACUUAGUUUACUAUCUGUAGGUACCUUUCCAGUUCACUGUCCACAUCAAGCAAAAUGGAAAGCUCCUGUCUUUAUAGAACUUGCUUAUUCUGUCCUCUGCAAGUAACACCUUCCCUGUGGUUGGCUACUGUGGCUGACGCUACUGAUCUUUGGAAAAACAUUUUUGAGUUGUAUAACUUGUUUUCCAAGGAGGCUCGUCUUCUAUCUUUGCUGCUGCUGUAGGCUAAUUUGGAAAGGCUUCUUUUCUUGCAAAAGUGUCUGGCCACUCUCAUGAAGCAUACUCAGAGCACAAAACCAGCAGUAUGCUCAGUUAUUUCAUAACCUUUUCCCUCUCUCUUCCCUGCUGCCAGCGUAGAGGGUUCUUCUGUUAACAAGGCCCUGUUUGAUUGCAUCAGUCCAAACUGUCAGGCCACACUGUAGAUGUGAUUUUAAUAUACAGCAUGAACAUAAUGUUUCCCAAGGGAGUACUAUACUCUUUUGUCUUAUCCCUUGAUGUUAUUUCUCAGUACAAAAUGACCACUGAUUAAGUGAAUGCUGUUUCUCAUAGUACAUUAUGAUGCAAGCAAGAACAAUGUGUAUUCUCUAGUACAAGCCAGCUUUGUUGCUUUCCAAGCAUUUUUGGUGAAAUACAUCCAACAUCUGUCAGAUGAUUGAUCUACCUGAAGAACUUCUCAAACUUCCCAGAAAAAUGUUCGGAAAACCUCCUGAAAAUUACCUGGAGGCUGAAGCCACUUUAUUGAGCACUUCAGACAGGGCAGUGCAGUUGCCAAGACUAGUAUUUCCUCUGUUAGGGUAACUUCUCAGAGACUACCAUCAGGUGGUAAGAGAAGACCUUCCUUCUGAAGGGAAAGAUUUUAUUUUCAGGAAGGUUUAACAAAAGGUAUAGAAUCUUUUUGAUUGUUGUGACUGAUUAGCUUUUAAAAUCUACUCCAAUGAGAAAGAGACAAGGUGAUUUUUCAUUUUAACUGCUUCCUACCCACCUGCCACCCAUCUUUGUCAUCCUCCCUUCCUUUCCUUUCCCUCCUCUUCCUUUUUGAUUUUGUCAGCACCUCUUAAUAAUGGGGGAAGAGAUCAGGAACUGCAAAGGCAGGCGAUAAUUUUCUGAUGUUGGUACUGAUAAUCUCUGUAGUUUGACCUUCUACACUGAGACAGCACUUCUGAACAUGCACCUGAGAAAUGUGAAUGCAAUUUCUGUCUCCAGCCUCCUCUGAUUCUUUACCCUACAUAUUUAGUCAAGUUUCCUUAUCUUAUUUAAUAUAUUGCCAUGCUUAACUGAGAUACUUUGUUCCAAGGAUUUCUCCAUUUGUUUUGUUAACUUGAUGCUCUCCCACUGCCAUUCCCUUUUCAGGGACCUUUCUUAUGAGAACCUGCUCGAACAGGAGGUGAAGACUUGAAUGGACCUCCUGCUUCUCUCCUUUGAAGUCCAUGAACAUUUCUAUGAGUUUGAAUUUGAAAGGAACUAAGGAAAAUACCACUAAAAAGGGAGGAGGGAGACUGGCAAAAAAAAAAAAAAAAGUUCUCUGGUGCUUGGCUAUAUGUACUGUUGCACAUACAGAGUACAUUUUACAAUAAGACUUCAGGUGGUGGUAAAUCUUUCAUUUUAAAUGAUUCUAGCUAAUUUAAGAAUUAUUGUAAGUUCUGAAUGUUGAUACUAAGUACUGGAAAAGUUAAUGCGGCUAGCUGUACAAAUUUAGGUACGUGACAAGUAUCAGAGUGUAUUUGGGCUUCUAUGAGGAUGAUGUGUCACUUCAAGCAUUCAAGUGACAUUUUAUUUUUUGUCUUUAAUCUUACAGUAGUGAGCAGUCCACUAAAGCCAAAACACAAAAGGAAUUGCUGAAAACAUUACAAGAGCUGAAAGCUCACGUUCCUUCUGAAAAGAGAAUUAAAGGCAAAUCUAGUGUCCUAACGACGUUGAAAUAUGCCCUUAAAAGCAUUAAACAAGUUAAAGCCAAUGAGGAGUAUUACCAGUUGUUGAUGAUUAAUGAAUCCCAGCCUGCUGGACUCAAUGUGUCAUCUUACACAGUGGAAGAAGUUGAGACUAUAACCUCAGAAUACAUCAUGAAAAAUGCGGAUAUGUUUGCUGUAGCUGUUUCUUUGAUUACUGGGAAAAUUUUGUACAUCUCUGAUCAAGCUGCUUCUAUUCUCCGCUGUAAGAGGGGUUAUUUUAAAAACGCCAAAUUUGUGGAGUUCUUGGCACCUCAGGACAUCAGUGUGUUCUACACUUCUACAACCCCAUACAGAUUACCAUCAUGGAAUAUUUGCAACAGAGCUGAGUCUUCCACCCAAGAUUGCAUGGAAGAGAAAUCUUUUUUCUGUCGCAUCAGUGCGGGAAAGGAGCGUGAAAAUGAGAUUUGCUAUCACCCGUUUCGGAUGACUCCUUACCUUAUCAAAGUGCAAGAUCCGGAAAUAGCAGAGGACCAGCUUUGCUGUGUGUUGCUUGCAGAAAAAGUACAUUCUGGUUAUGAAGCACCCAGAAUUCCUCCUGACAAAAGAAUUUUUACAACUACACACACACCAACCUGUUUGUUCCAGGAUGUAGAUGAAAGAGCAGUACCUCUGUUGGGAUACCUACCUCAGGACUUAAUAGGAACACCAGUCUUGGUGCAUCUUCACCCAAAUGACAGACCCUUAAUGUUAGCAAUUCACAAAAAAAUACUUCAGUAUGGAGGACAGCCUUUUGACUAUUCACCAAUCAGGUUUUGCACUAGAAAUGGAGAUUAUAUAACCAUGGACACUAGCUGGUCCAGUUUCAUCAACCCUUGGAGUCGAAAGGUUUCAUUUAUUAUUGGAAGACACAAAGUUAGGACGGGUCCCUUAAAUGAAGAUGUCUUUGCCGCUCCCAACUAUACAGAGGAUAGAAUUCUUCAUCCCAGUGUUCAGGAAAUCACUGAGCAAAUAUAUCGACUAUUAUUGCAGCCUGUGCACAACAGUGGAUCCAGCGGAUAUGGAAGUCUAGGUAGCAAUGGUUCCCAUGAGCACUUAAUGAGUGUGGCAUCCUCCAGUGACAGCACAGGAAAUAAUAAUGAAGACACUCAUAAGGAUAAGCCAGUAGGUUUGGUUUCUCUUAUUCAAGAGGUUUGUCAAGAUGCCUGUAAGGUCAAAAAUAAAGGACAGCGUAUUUUCACUGACAAUAAAGCAAAACUGGAAUAUAAGAGAGAACCUUUUGCAGAAAAACAAAAUGGUCCUGGUGGUCAGGUGAAAGAUGUAGUGGGAAAGGAUACUGCAGUAACAGCUGCUCCUAAAAAUGUGACUACUGAAGAGUUGGCUUGGAAAGAACAACCUGUAUAUUCUUAUCAACAGAUUAGCUGUUUAGACAGUGUCAUCAGGUACUUGGAGAGUUGUAAUGUGCCUGGUACAGCAAAAAGAAAAUGUGAACCUUCAUCAAGUGUUGCAUCACUGAAUUCUGGAGUUCAUGAACAAAAACCAGCUGAUAAUGCUCUACAGCCUUUGGGAGAUCCUGCUGUAUUGAAGGCAUCUGGUAAAUCAAAUGGUACCCCAGUGGUUGGUGCUCACUUAACAUCUUUGGCUUUACCUGGCAAGCCUGAAAGUGUUGUGUCUCUCACUAGUCAGUGCAGCUACAGUAGCACCAUAGUUCAUGUUGGAGACAAAAAACCACAACCUGAAUUAGAAAUGAUAGAAGAUGGUCCAAGUGGAGCAGAACUCUUAGAUGGCCAACUUCUUGCCCCUCCAUCUAGCUCUGCGCAUGUAAAUCAAGAAAAGGAGCCGUUUAAAAAACUGGGACUUACAAAGGAAGUCCUUGCAGUGCAUACGCAAAAAGAGGAGCAGAGCUUUUUGAAUAAGUUUAAAGAAAUCAAGAGAUUUAAUAUUUUUCAGUCCCACUGCAAUUACUACUUACAAGAUAAACCAAAAGGACGGCCUGGUGAACGUGGUGGCCGUGCACAGAGAAAUGGCACUUCUGGAAUGGAUCAGCCUUGGAAGAAAAGUGGAAAGAACAGGAAAUCAAAGCGCAUUAAACCACAGGAGUCUUCGGACAGUACAACUUCUGGAACUAAAUUCCCCCAUCGGUUCCCUCUUCAAGGUUUAAAUACUACUGCUUGGUCGCCAUCAGACACUUCACAAACGAGCUAUUCAGCAAUGUCUUUUCCCACGGUUAUGCCUGCAUAUCCACUUCCUGUUUUUCCAGCAGCAGGGACUGUGCCACCAGCUCCUGAGACUUCACUCUCUGGUUUUAAUCAGUUGCCAGACUCUGGAAAUACUUGCCCUGUGCAACCAUCCCAGUUCUCUGCUCCCCUCAUGACACCUGUCGUAGCUCUUGUGCUUCCCAACUAUGUCUACCCAGAGAUGAACAAUAACUUACCACAAACACUGUACCACAGCCAACCCAACUUCCCUGCCCAUUCCACUUUCUCUUCACAGACAGUAUUUCCAACACAGCCACCAUUCACUACACCCAGCCCUUUCCCACAACAGGCGUUUUUUCCAGCACAGCCAUUCCAUUAUAAUCCACCAGCAGAGAGUGAAAAGGUUCCUGUCACAGAGCCACGAAAUGAGCCAUCCCGUUCCUGCACUCCGCAGUCAGUGGGUCCUCAAGACCAGGCUUCACCACCUCUAUUCCAGUCAAGGUGCAGUUCUCCUCUGAAUCUUCUCCAGUUAGAAGAAACCACAAAAACUGCUGAAAGUGGAGCUCCUGCGGGUUUACGUGGAGCUUUAAGUGAGGAAGGAGCCAUAGGCAAAAUCAUGACAACUGAUCGCUGUAAUGGAAAGGGAUCCUUACCAGUUGAAUCUCCAAUGGAUGCUCAAAAUAGUGAUGCACUCUCCAUGUCCAGUGUCCUGCUUGAUAUUUUACUUCAAGAAGAUGCAUGUUCAGGCACUGGUUCAGCUUCUUCGGGGAGUGGUGUAUCUGCAGCUGCUGAGUCUCUGGGGUCUGGCUCCAAUGGCUGUGGCAUGUCAGGCAGCAGAACAGGUAACACUGGCAGUAGUAGUGAAACUAGUCAUACCAGCAAAUACUUCGGGAGUAUUGAUUCCUCAGAAAAUCAUCAUAAAACCAAAAUGAAGGCAGAAAUGGAAGAAAGUGAGCACUUCAUUAAAUAUGUCCUUCAGGAUCCUAUAUGGCUUUUGAUGGCAAACACAGAUGACACUGUUAUGAUGACUUACCAGAUACCUUCACGAGAUUUGGAAACAGUUUUAAAAGAAGAUAAGCAGAAAUUAAAGCAAAUGCAGAAACUACAGCCAAAAUUUACAGAAGAACAAAAAAGAGAGCUUAUUGAAGUUCAUCCAUGGAUCCAGCAAGGUGGACUGCCAAAAACUGUUGCUAAUUCUGAAUGUAUUUUUUGUGAGGACAAUAUACAAAGCAAUUUUUAUACAUCAUAUGAUGAAGAAAUCCAUGAAAUGGACCUUAAUGAAAUGAUUGAAGACAAUGGGGAAAACAACUUGGUUUCCCUGAGUCAAGUCAAUGAAGAACAAACAUAGCCUUUGAGCCUGUUUUCACAGCUGCUUCAAAACUACAGUGAUGAUCCAUAAAGGUUUUAAUCUUGUAUCCAGCAAGACGAAUCCAGUUCAUAAAAACAAAUGUGUUUUUUCUUGCUCUAGAAGAGUCAUUUGUGAAUGAAUCUCUUUUUAAAUGGUGGCAAUCUCUUCCCAGUAAGGACAUUGUUGAAGAUGGUGUAGCUUUUCUUUAAAAAAGAAAGACUCCUAUUUUGCACUUACAUGCCUCAAGUAUUUAUAAACUAUAGAAAUGUUCAUUGAUGCCUACUGUUUUUUGUAGAGUGGGUUAAUGAGUACUGAAAAUCCCCUUACGUACAGACAGUUCUUCAAGUCUCCUUUUGGUAAUGAUUCAGCGUUAUAAAUUGUUCUAGCAGUUUUGCUUAGUGGCUCUUUAGCAUUGUUCUUAAUAUUUGAAGUGGUCCAGCAUAGUAGAAGAAAUAACCUUCAAGCAAAUAAAUUCACACUUGCCCUUCUCAUACCAGUUGAUCCCAUCCUCUUUGUUUCCUAUAGUUUUGAAUGUAGGAACCUUUUUUCUCUAAGAAAUGUUGAACUGAUUUUGUUAGGUGGUCUUGGGUUAAAAUACUUAUGUGAAUGUGUAAGAAGGUAUAGAUGAGUGCUGACAACUUUGUAGCCUUUUAUUUAAAUGGACACUGCAAUACUAUGAACUGUUUAUUACCUUGAAGCAUCAUUUAUGAGAAUUUAUACACAAGAAAUCUUUAUGCUUAAAGAUUUAAAAAACUAAGACCACAGAGGAUGACUGUAUGCUCCAGUGACAGUUAGACAAAGCUUGGUAUAACUUUAACCUUUAUUUCUGAUUUGUUCUGUUGGAGGUUGGCCAUCAGUUUUUCCUGUGUGGCUAAACAAAUAUCAAACUUGUAUGUGGCAAGAAAGGAUUAGACACUUCUUGUCAUUUGAAGAUCUUAUAAAAAAUAAUUGAUUUUGAGAAUAGCAUUGACUUUCACUAUAUUUGAAUUGCAUAGUCUAAAACUUAGCGUGGCUGGAAUCCUUUGCUGUCAAGGAUUUAAUUUCAAUGCCUCUGAGAUUGUGUUGACUUGAAUAUGUGUACUUUAUAUUCUUGUGCUGUUUAUACAUGUUGGAUGUGGGAAGAGAACACAAAAGAGCAACUUUAAUAUGUUGGUUAGUUAAAGGACGUUUAGUUGCAAUAUUGCUAGAUGUCAGCUGUAGGUCUUGGGGUGAAAAAUGUAUGGAGAAAUUCAAUUAACUUUGAUAUGUUUGUCUUAAAAUAUUUUUCAUGGAAAGCAUUUUCUUUGUUAUUAGGAUAACAUUUCUAUU
Messenger RNA from Aquila chrysaetos chrysaetos, 7245 nucleotides. RefSeq names its product period circadian regulator 2 (gene PER2). Bases 2482 to 5937 code for a protein of 1151 amino acids. Lineage: Eukaryota; Metazoa; Chordata; Aves; Accipitriformes; Accipitridae. Gene Ontology annotation, cellular component: cytoplasm; nucleus. Gene Ontology annotation, biological process: negative regulation of transcription by RNA polymerase II; circadian regulation of gene expression; entrainment of circadian clock by photoperiod. The transcript has 20 exons. The record is from RefSeq and is a predicted model, not a curated record. Gene Ontology annotation, molecular function: transcription cis-regulatory region binding; transcription corepressor binding.